AUGGAUACACAUACCCAUUUAGAAGAUUUAUCAAAUGAAAUUUUCUUCGAAAUAUUUGAUUAUUUACAUGCACUUGAUAUUUUUACUGCUUUUGCUUCAUUGAAUAAACGAAUUUUGUCUAUUCUAAAAUCAAUUUUACUUCAUGUUAUCAUCUUAAACAGUCAUUAUGAUCGAGAAAUACAAUUUCUUUCUUCUCAUCUUACUUUUCAUGGUCAUCAAGUCAUCUCACUAAAAAUUCAUGAUACAAUUCGUGAUCGUGUACCUAUUAUUAGUUUACUAUUUAAAUGA
Molecule: messenger RNA, 288 nt
Organism: Rotaria sp. Silwood1
Lineage: Eukaryota; Metazoa; Rotifera; Eurotatoria; Philodinida; Philodinidae
Source: the annotation of a GenBank genome assembly